Messenger RNA from Daldinia vernicosa, 1176 nucleotides. RefSeq names its product putative O-methyltransferase. Bases 1 to 1176 code for a protein of 391 amino acids. The transcript is spliced from 5 exons. The record is from RefSeq and is a predicted model, not a curated record. NCBI's taxonomy places the organism in Eukaryota, Fungi, Ascomycota, Sordariomycetes, Xylariales, Hypoxylaceae. Gene Ontology annotation, molecular function: O-methyltransferase activity.
AUGGAUUUCACGCAAGCACCUAUGCUUAUAACGCAGCUCAGUAGUCUUAGUACGAAGCUCUCUAACGAUGACAAGAUUGCAAGAAAAGAAGCAUUGGCAAUAAGCAAGAACCUCAUAAGGGCCCUCGAGCCACCUGAAAACCUGGCUCUCGAAUUGGCUUACUCGCCAUUAAUCACUGUUUCUGCUACAAUAGCCGUCGAACUCGGUCUGUUCAAGCUCAUUGUAAAGCAUGGAACUGUCAGCUCCAAAGAGUUGGCGUCGCUCUCAAGUGGAGAGGAGCUCCUUAUUGUCCGUAUCCUACGACCCUUGGCAUCGACAGGAUUUGUUGACGAGGUUGGCGAAAGAGUAUGGGAGCCCACUCCUAUAACUAGGGCCAUGGCUACCGAUGGAAUUGCCGCAGGCUACAGAACGCUUAAAGUAAUAACCGGAGUGGCUUCACAUAAAGGCUCAGACUAUCUUCGAGAAGUCGACUAUCAUUGCCCUACCGAUCCUCGCGAUGGCUUGGUACAAUAUACGUACCAGACGAAGCUAAGCUUGUUUAAGUAUAUAGCAACAAUCCCCCACAUGUCGAAUAACUUCAACCUAUUUAUGGGAAGUACAAUGGGUGCCCGGGGCUAUUGGGUUGACUGGUAUCCAGUUGAGGAACGUCUGCUAAAAGGGGCAAGUAAAGACACAGCCCUUCUCGUGGAUGUAGGAGCCGGUAAAGGACAUGACACACUCGCAUUCCACGCAAAAUAUCCAAAUCAAGGACGCCUGAUUUUCCAGGACAUGGUACCUCCAUUUGAUGACAUACAGGCCAUGGGUGGUACCAUCGAGUGCAUGACCUACGACUUCUUUACUGCACAGCCAGUGAUAGGGGCGCGAGCAUAUUUCUAUCAUCACGUCUUACAUGACUGGUCUGACAAUAUGUGCUUGGAGAUACUAAAGCGAGUGCAAGCGGCCAUGACUCCAGGAUAUUCAAAACUUCUGCUGCAUGAGAUGAUUAUUCCAGAAAAGGGGGCAUCGACUUUUCAUGCCAUGCUUGAUCUCACCAUGAUGGUUGCCAAUGCAGGCAUGGAGAGAACCGAGAGUCAGUGGCGAGCGCUGCUUGAAAAUGCUGGACUUCAAGUCAUCAAGGUUUGGCCAGCUUUGGAGGAAGAUGCUGAUGGGAUAAUAGAAGCAAUGCUUCCAGAAUGA